Messenger RNA from Penaeus vannamei (Pacific white shrimp), 687 nucleotides. The record is from RefSeq and is a predicted model, not a curated record. Lineage: Eukaryota; Metazoa; Arthropoda; Malacostraca; Decapoda; Penaeidae.
CUUACGAUCUUCCCAUUGCAGAAUCAAAGCAAAGUUACAAACAGUCUGGGAGUUAACCCACAAGACGUCAAAUGUGACUGCAUUGGUCCUCCUGAUCGGGGGUCAAACCUUCGAAAAGUCAGGUACUACAUCCCACCCAACGAAACGCCUCUGGAACAGCGGUACAGAGAAGCGAGGGAAGCAACACAGGACUGGAACCAAACCUUUUGGGCUUCUCAUAAUUCUAAAUUCAAACAGAUGAAGGAAGAAUUCGUACAGAUGCGGCUAAAGGAGAAGUACGGCAGCCAGGCAACUGAACGCAGGACUCUCUCAGCUGAUGAAAUGGCCGUGUUCUACAAACAGUUCCUCGAUGACCACAGGGUAAUACAUCAAGAGUACAAUAGAGAAUGGUACAAAAAAAAUGCAAAUAAUAUUCUCUUAGCUGCGCGAGUCUGGAUGCAGCAGAAAGGGAGAUCUCGUUGAGAAAUCCCAAUGAAUUAUGAAUAUUUUGUAGAUAUUUGUAUUGUGAGAAACAUGUUUUUGCCAGUGUAUAUGUGAGCAGACUAUGUAAUGAUAAUAUUAUCCAUGUCUAUAGAGUAAUCUUUGCUCUUCAUUUAUGGUUUUACUACAGCCUUAGUGCAUAACAAUUGCUGUGAUAAGUUUGGUUAUUUGCUGUGAAUAAUCCAAACCCUUUCAAAACCAAAAAGA